AUGCGUUAAGUGAUCCAACCAAGGUAUGGCGACGAUGGCGACGGUGGUAGUUUGUAAAUGCGGUGCAUCUAAGUUAAGAAUUAAGAAUAUUACUAAUAUUCUGAGUUACGUGAAGUGUGAAAGCAUUGUGAAGUGUGAGCCCAUAAGAUACCACCAUGUUGCCUCACAUUCAUGCAGGAACUAUGUUAAACAAAUGCAACAUAAAAGUUUCAUCGCAUGCAGCAGAGGCAAUCAGAGGGGUGUGCUAGGAAUUGCACUUGCGCGAUCAGUAAGCACGAUUGUGGUGCAUGAGGACCAUGGCCAUGCUUCGAAGGUCCCGGAAGGUGGUGGGUCCAGUUCCAGGUCAGUAGUAAGUGAUGGGCCUACAUCAGGACCUGUGAUAAGUACAGAUGUUGCCCCAAGUUCUGUCGUUGGUCCUGAAGAAGCCUCAACAGAAGGUGUACCAAAAACACCUCCAGUACCAACAGAAGCUGUAGCCUCAUCACCAGUCAGUGAGAUAGUGCCCACACUGGGUGACAUACCAGAGCCACCUGCUAUACCACCAUCAGUAGAAGAACUGGUUGAAACUUUGCCAUUGUCAGGGGAGCCAACAUUUGCUAGUCUUGGUCUGGGAGGCUGGUCGCCUGUUGGGAUUGUGCAGAAUUGUAUGGAGUAUCUGCACAUUGGUUGUGAUCUUCCCUGGUGGUUCUCAGUCAUGAUAGGGACAGCCGUAGUAAGAAUUUUGAUAUUUCCGUUAGUUAUUAUGGCUCAGAGAAAUGCGGCAAAAAUGAGUAACAACCUCCCCCAAAUACAGACUCUUCAAAUGAAAAUGACUGAAGCUAGACAGACAGGAAACCAGUUGGAAGCGGCACGUUAUGCUCAAGAACUGGUCACGUUCAUGAAUGAGAAGGAGCUCAGUCCGCUGAAGAAUAUGGUGGUUCCCCUUGCACAGGCACCCCUGUUUAUCUCAUUCUUCAUGGGUUUGAGAGGCAUGGCAAACGUGCCGGUGGAAAGCAUGAGGACAGGAGGCCUCUUCUGGUUCUCAGAUCUGACAGUGCCAGACCAGUACUACCUGAUGCCUCUCCUCACCAGUUUCACGAUGUGGAUCACAAUUGAAGUUGGAACGGAUGCAAUGAAAGUGUCUUCGGGAAAUUUGCAGACUAUGAAAUACGUACUUCGUGCCAUGCCAGUCUGCAUCCUGCCAUUCACAGUCAACUUUCCUGGUGUAAUACUAGUGUAUUGGGUGUCCACAAACUUCAUAUCACUCAUGCAAGUGGGUUUCCUAAGAAUUCCUGCUGUCAGGGAAUUCUUCAAGAUUGACAAGACAGUGACGCACUCUCCGGAUGCGCUGCCUGUCAAGCCAAAAGGCUUCGUUAAAGGACUGAAAGAAUCUUGGACAAAUAUGAAAAUCUCCAAGGAACUGGAAGAAAGACAGAGAUUUGAUGAGCUGCGAUUCCAAAGAGCAGGAAGAGGUCCAGUUCAAAAGACCUAUAAGUAUGACCCCACCAAACCAAGGCAAGUGAGCAGCAUUGGGAAGGAUACAGUUGCUGCCAAGAAGAGAGAUGGAUAGACAAGAGUACAGUUUGGUGUCAUAUGUUGCUGUGAUCACUGACUAGUUACUGGGGACACCUGCAGGAGGGAAUAUUGUUUUCUGUGUGUCUUAAAAACAGAAUGUAUCCAUGCCCUCCUAACAAGGAACCUGGUUAUUGCAAAUUAUGUUACUGUAUCUAAUUCAUACAUAGUUGUAUAUACAACUAAAGAAUUACAUAAUGUACAAAUCA
Cryptotermes secundus is the source of this 1760-nucleotide messenger RNA. It is a transcript of the gene OXA1L, whose product is annotated as mitochondrial inner membrane protein OXA1L. Gene Ontology annotation, molecular function: membrane insertase activity. Gene Ontology annotation, biological process: protein insertion into mitochondrial inner membrane from matrix; mitochondrial respiratory chain complex IV assembly. Gene Ontology annotation, cellular component: mitochondrial inner membrane. The coding region runs from base 26 to 1549 and encodes 507 amino acids. The record is from RefSeq and is a predicted model, not a curated record. The transcript has 7 exons. NCBI's taxonomy places the organism in Eukaryota, Metazoa, Arthropoda, Insecta, Blattodea, Kalotermitidae.